Molecule: messenger RNA, 2586 nt
Organism: Lachancea fermentati
Lineage: Eukaryota; Fungi; Ascomycota; Saccharomycetes; Saccharomycetales; Saccharomycetaceae
Source: the annotation of a GenBank genome assembly
AUGAUUUUCGUCGAGAAGUAUAUAUGCAACUCACGUGAGCUUCUUCCUGGCAGACAUCUUCGUCAAACUUUCAAUUUAUCUCUUGAAAGAAUAGAUAUAGUAUUCUCGACAAGACAGAAACAGAUGUCGGUCUCUGUCAAAAAGCUGUGUGAUGAUUUAGAAGCAGCUUCGAAACUUGAAAAAAGAGGAAAAGCCUUUAAAAGGAUUUGUGAAGUCUUCAACAGCGAUGCGCAUGUCGUUAGUUGGAAGUUCAACGAAUGGGAUUACGGGAAAAACAGCAUCCAUCUACCCUGCAAUGCGCGCGGUUUAUUUAUUUCAGAAAGUCUUGAGGAUCCCAGAAUAGUUGCCCGGGGUUAUGACAAGUUUUUCAAUAUUGAUGAGGUGUAUUUUACGAGAUGGGACUGGCUCACUGAAAAUACCAAGGGUCCUUAUGAGAUUACUGUGAAGGAGAAUGGAUGCAUCAUCUUCAUUUCUGGGCUAGAGGAUGGAUCCUUGUUGGUCUGUUCCAAGCAUUCGACAGGUCCACGUGAUGAUGGAAGUCGAAAUCAUGCGCUGGCAGGUGAGAAAUUCCUACGUCGGCAACUUGAAGCCCGAGGAAUUAAUCCCAUCACACUCGCCAGAAAACUAUAUGAAAUGAAUGCAACAGCGGUUGCCGAAUAUUGUGAUGAUAGCUUUGAAGAGCAUAUCCUUGAAUAUUCUAAAGAUAAAGCAGGCCUAUACUUGCACGGAAUAAAUCUAAACCAGCAAAGCUUUUCAACAUUGUCGAUGAAAGAUGUCCAUGAAUUUGCCGAAUGUUAUGGGUUUAAUUGUAUUGAGUAUCUAACAAUAGAAUCAUUAGACUCAUUAAAAGACUUUCUUGAGCAUUGUUCAACCACAGGCUCAUAUAAAAAUAAAGAGAUUGAAGGGUUUGUCAUUAGGUGCAAAACCUUGGAUGACAGUGCAUUUUUUUUCAAAUACAAGUUUGAGGAGCCUUACCUGAUGUAUAGGCAAUGGAGAGAGGUAACCAAGGAUUAUAUUAAAACAAAGUCUCGUAUUUUCAAAUUUAAAAAGCAUAAGUUUAUUACGAACAAAUAUCUCGAUUUUGUUAUUCCCCUCCUCCGUAAGAAUCCCAAACUAUGUGAGGACUUUAUGGCUGAUAUUGGUAUCAUUAAGCUGCGCAAAAUGUUCUUGGACCACUAUGGUUUUUCGGGGAUUGAAAUUCUAAAUCAUGAAAGAAUUCAAGAACUAGAAUUACAAAAUGCUGUUGAUUAUGAUAAAGUGGAUGAAAGCACCAAAUUUCUGUUUUUUCCCAUCGCUACAAUUGGUUGUGGUAAAACUACCACGGCUUUAACGCUUACGAAUCUUUUUCCAAAUAGCUGGGGUCAUGUUCAAAAUGAUGACAUUACUGGAAAAGACAAAAAAAUGCUGAUGAAGAAGUCUUUGGAACUACUGGCUAAGGAUGGCAUGAAGGCAGUCAUUGUUGACAGGAACAAUCACCAAUUUCGUGAAAGACGGCAACUUUUUGAGUGGUUCGAGGAAUUAAAAGAAGAUUAUUUACCUUACGAUUGCAACGUUAAAAUCAUAGCAUUGUCUUUUUUCCCAUAUGAAGAAAUCAGCUCAGUGUAUGAGUUGGCUGUCAAGAGGGUACUCGAGAGAGGAGACAAUCACCAAAGUAUCAAAGCUUCUGCAAAAGGUGAGAAGAAGGUCCUGGGGAUAAUGCGGGGUUUCGUUGAUAGAUAUCAACCUGUAGUUCAGGAAAAAAGUCCAGACAAUCAAUUCGAUCUUGUUAUUCAAUUGAAUGUCAGGGAAAAAGACUCUUCCCUUUCUAAUGCUGAAAAUAUUCUAAGGGAGUUACAUCGCCAUUACCCAAUACUAAUCCCACAACUUCCAACGCAUGCAACGAUCAGGGAGGCUUUGCACAAAAGCCUGCAAUACAGACCUUCUGUAACAAAAAUCGUGAAGGGAGGGUCGAGAAAUCAAAAUAAAGAUAGUAAGUUUAAACCAGUCUAUUUUUUUGCUGGAAUUCGGAAUAAAAAUGUGCUCAUUGACUGUGUCUCAAGCCUAAUUGAGGAAAAGGUGAAAGAGCCAUUCUUGGAACAGAAACUACAGAGAGCACUCGGUAGCGAGAAAACACAACCAGAGUUUCAUAUCACUCUUUGUCACGUUGUUUCCGGUAAGAACGGUUCCAAAGAGCAAAAGGAUAUGUGGUGUGAGUUCAACAAACGCUAUAGUAAAAAACUAUUGAAAUCAAAUUCUUCUUCUGAUGUGCGGGGAAGUUCGAUGAAAACAGGUGAUGUUGUCAAAUUUCGGCUACAUAAAUUAAUGUGGGACGAUAAGAUAAUGACGUUACUCGUUCAGCUUGAAAAAGAAUGCGUGCACGAUGGAAAAAGUGGAGACAUAGUUCCACGACUUUCUUGUGCAAACAAGUUUUCUCAUAUCACCGUGUCAAUCUUACAACAAGGAGUUAAGCCGUUUUAUUCCAAUGAAUUAUGUGAAAGAAUGGAAGAGCUGCAUCCUACCGAAGAAGGGUGCUUUUCUGACGGUUUAAACUGCUUUGAAUUUUCAAAUCCUUUGGAGUUCGACGCUGAAGUAUGCAUACAACUUUGA